Molecule: messenger RNA, 1092 nt
Organism: Kockovaella imperatae
Lineage: Eukaryota; Fungi; Basidiomycota; Tremellomycetes; Tremellales; Cuniculitremaceae
Exons: 2
Coding region: 49-756 (235 amino acids)
Source: RefSeq, a predicted model, not a curated record
CUACUCCCUUCUGCCAGGUAUCUCAUCUGACUACCUGUAAUAUUCACUAUGUCGAACCCUCCGAAGUACGAGACGCUACAUCGUGAUAGCCUUGAAGAGACUUCCCUGCUCUCCUCCGAUGCCGCAGAAAGGGGCCUAUCGACUUCGGCGGAUCCAUCGCUCGCUUACCCACCUCGUCAUGGAGAGUCAUCUACACGCAAAAUCAGUGUGACCUACACCUUCACGCCGAGAUACCCUGUCCCGGGAUCCGAGGAGCAUGCUCUGGCCGUCCUGGGAGAGACACGAGAGGAAUCCGCACGAAUCUGUCAACGAGCGUUCCCCACCCUAGCCGACUAUCCUAUCGAUCGGAUUGAGUUCUCCGUUGCGCUUAAGCAGACGACAGACAAUGGCAAACCCAUUGGAUGGGGCAAGAUCACUGAAGAUGCUUGGGAAUCCUUGCUAUAUUCUCCGCCCGAGCGAAUGAUGGUCAGGGUCAUCGACGCUCCGGGUGACGCAGAGCGACGUGAGUCCUGCAGCACGGUAUCAAGAGAAUGCCCUCUGACGCCGGACAGGAGACAGACAAGAAUGCAAGACAUGCCUCUCAGUCUUUGGCCUUCUCAUCGUAGUCGUCCUACUGUUCUUUGGCGCGUACUUUCUGAUCAGUUUUGUUGUCAAGAAAUGGCAGGGAACGGGAUGAUGUGCCUGUACGAUUGCCCAGCCUACACCGAUAGUAUCCACACAACACAUCACCGCCUCGUGAUUGUUUCCUCCCUGUAGCAUAGGCUCCUCCCCCUUACACGACGUCGAGAUAUUACCGUGCGCACCGUGCCCCUGAACUCCCUUGAACUUGACGCUGCUGUACAGUCCUGUACAUAGUGUCAUCAUCAUGAAUUAUCCAGUUGAUGUCCAUGCGCUGUCGAGUACCCAUCGCCAGCACCUGUACCUCACAGUCCUCCAUCUGCAAGAUUCAAAUGACCACAGCAGGCCCUCGUCCUUCUGUGCCACCUUGAUCAAUUUGCCGUGAUUCGCCGAAAGAGAAGCUGGACAACGGAAGCAAUUCUCGCACAACGUGGUCGGGGUGUUGGAUUUCCGAACCAGCAUGGAAUUUUGGGA